GGGUUAUUUACAAUCAAGCUAAGAAUACAAGGUUUUGAUCACAAGAUCCGCGCUUUUACGAGCUUUCGAACAGAACCAAAAAGUCAAAAUGACCAAAUAUGGCAUAUACAAGGUUUCAAGCGAUCACUCACGGUAUACCCUUUGCGGUUAUGA
Molecule: messenger RNA, 153 nt
Organism: Lottia gigantea (owl limpet)
Lineage: Eukaryota; Metazoa; Mollusca; Gastropoda; Lottiidae
Exons: 1
Source: RefSeq, a predicted model, not a curated record